This is a messenger RNA of Melitaea cinxia (Glanville fritillary), 1397 nucleotides long. RefSeq names its product WD repeat-containing protein 5 (gene wds). The record is from RefSeq and is a predicted model, not a curated record. Lineage: Eukaryota; Metazoa; Arthropoda; Insecta; Lepidoptera; Nymphalidae. The coding region runs from base 16 to 1056 and encodes 346 amino acids. Gene Ontology annotation, cellular component: Set1C/COMPASS complex. The transcript has 8 exons. Gene Ontology annotation, molecular function: histone binding.
GUCGAAAGUUGAAACAUGGUGCCGCUAGGACCCGGGCCUGGCCAUCCAAACGCUCAUCAAACGCACGGUGGCACAUCUACUAAUUUGUCUGGCCCAAAUUCGUUAUCACAGAGUUCCUCACAAUCGAAUAAGUCUUCAGUAGCGAAGCCGAAUUAUACUCUUAAAUUUACACUAGCUGGCCAUACAAAAGCCGUGUCAUCGGUAAAAUUUAGUCCUAAUGGCGAAUGGCUGGCAAGUUCAUCUGCUGAUAAGCUUAUUAAGGUUUGGGGUGCUUAUGAUGGUAAAUUUGAAAAGACAAUAUCUGGACAUAAGAUGGGCAUCAGCGAUGUGGCAUGGUCAUCGGAUAGUAGAUUAGUUGUUAGUGCGAGUGAUGACAAAACUUUAAAGGUUUGGGAGCUAAGUUCAGGUAAAUGUUUGAAAACGUUAAAAGGACAUAGCAAUUAUGUGUUUUGCUGCAAUUUUAAUCCACAAAGUAACCUUAUUGUAUCUGGAAGUUUUGACGAGAGUGUUCGGAUAUGGGAUGUAAGAACAGGAAAAUGUUUAAAGACACUACCAGCACAUUCAGAUCCAGUGUCAGCAGUGCAUUUUAAUAGAGAUGGAAGCCUUAUUGUGUCCUCAAGCUAUGAUGGUUUAUGUCGAAUUUGGGAUACAGCAUCUGGUCAGUGCCUUAAAACAUUAAUAGAUGAUGAUAAUCCUCCAGUUUCAUUUGUUAAAUUUUCACCAAAUGGUAAAUAUAUUCUGGCAGCGACUCUUGAUAACACACUGAAACUCUGGGAUUAUAGCAGAGGAAAAUGUUUAAAAACGUAUACAGGCCACAAAAAUGAAAAGUAUUGUAUUUUUGCGAAUUUCAGUGUUACUGGAGGAAAGUGGAUAGUAUCUGGAUCAGAAGAUAACCUGGUGUAUAUAUGGAAUCUACAGUCCAAAGAGAUAGUUCAGCGGCUAUCGGGUCACACAGACACGGUGUUAUGUACGGCUUGUCAUCCCACCGAGAACAUCAUAGCGUCAGCUGCACUUGAAAACGACAAAACUAUAAAGCUUUGGAAGAGCGACACGUAAUUUUGAAUUGACAACGCACAGACCGCGACUUAAUAAAUUGUGGCUUCAUAUUGACAGCCUAGCCUUUGGCUUGUGAAUAGUUUUAUACGAAUAAGGUUUUACUAGUUUACGGAGUUAUGGACAAUCAGAUUUGAUGCGUAAUAAUUUCUAUACACUGAGUCAAAUCACAAAAGGAAUUUGUGACAUUUCAUUUGUUAUAAUAUAUGAAAUAUUUUUGUAUUACAUGUGCAAAAUAAAAAGAAGAUUGAAAUGUUUUAACUAUUAUGUGUUAGUUUAUAAUGAGUUACUAAGGAUCUUGCUUGAUAAUAACUUGUUGGAUUCAAUUAAAAAUAUAGUGAUUA